Messenger RNA from Neltuma alba, 1129 nucleotides. Its product is annotated as transmembrane protein 147. The transcript is spliced from 7 exons. The coding region runs from base 120 to 806 and encodes 228 amino acids. The record is from RefSeq and is a predicted model, not a curated record. Lineage: Eukaryota; Viridiplantae; Streptophyta; Magnoliopsida; Fabales; Fabaceae.
UCAUCAGUCGCAGCUUGCUACAUUGAGAUCACAGGGUGAACUGAGGCUUCUCUUGUUGUGCUUCAACUGGACCUGUGUCUUGCCGCUGUUCCGCGGGCGUUCAUCGGCGACAGAGAAGAAUGACCUUGUUUCAUUUUUUCAAUUGUGCAAUUCUUACCUUCGGCCCGCACGCCGUUUAUUAUUCUGCUACUCCCUUAUCUGAGUAUGACACCCUUGGUACUUCUAUCAAAGCAGCUGUUGUUUAUCUCGCGACAGCAUUAGUUAAGCUCGUUUGUCUCGCAACUUUUCUCAAGGUAUCUGAGAGCGAUAGCUUUGAUCCUUAUCAGGAAUGUCUGAAGGCAUUAAUAGGCUUCAUAGAUGUUGCUGGGCUUUAUUUUGCCUUGACCCAGUUGACUCACAGAAACAUCUCUCAAAAUCAUAAAUUUCAAGCAGUUGGCCUAGGAUGGGCGUUUGCGGAUUCUGUACUGCAUAGAUUGGCACCCCUUUGGGUGGGCGCAAGAGGACUAGAGUUUACUUGGGAUUACAUUCUGCAAGGCCUAGAGGCUAAUGCUAACCUGGUUUUGAGCAUAUCUCUUGCGGCACUAGGAUCUUUGAUGUGGCUCCGAAAAAAUAAACCCAAGACUCUGAUUCCUAUAAUAUAUUUGUGUGCAGGGAUUGUGGCUACCAUGCCAUCCAUCACUAGCUAUCUGAGGCGAGGCUUGGGGUGGCAUUUACUGAAGGUCGUAGGGUUUGAACUUUUCACAUCUUUGGUAAUGGCUGUUUUAAGUUGGCAGCUCUUUGCUGCAUGUCAGAGGCCUUCAGCAUGAGAACCUAUCAUGACCAGAAUCAGAGAAAUGCCAUUAAGAUUAUUGUUAAACUGUGCUUAACUUAUUUCUGGCCAGUGUGUUGAUGAGCCAAUCUCUGCACCAGAUGGUAGCUGCCCUGCUGUUUAAAUUUUACCAACUUUAGAUGUAUCAAUUACAAUUUCUUGAUAUAUUUGAUUUUUAUGUUUCUUGCGAGAAGUUAAAUGAAAAUUAGAGUUUUGUGAAUUUGGAGUUGUGCCCUGAGUUGCUUAGGGUUUGAGGCAUCAACCUUGUUGAUCACUACGAAAUUGAUUUUUGGAAGAAUCUUCUUUCAUGUUUCGCAACAA